AUGAACACUUUGAGUAAUGGAUCGUCUUCUGCUCUGCAGCUGAGCUACGGAGACGACGUUAGUCGGGCUCAGGGCCGAUACUGGGAAUGCAUUCCCGGUGCCGAGUACUGCGCGACGCACCCCACGAACAUCCCCAAUCUGGACGUCUUCAUCGAAAGCAGCAUGACCACCCACGCCGGAUUGAAACUCCCCUCCGAAGAAGUCACCGCUGGCGACCGAAACCCUACAAACCCGUUCGGUCGGCUUCCAUUCGAGAUCGUUGAGCGCAUCUGUCUCUACCUGCCGGGUGAAUCUCUGAAAGCUUUGACACAGGCUUCGCUGAGUAUCCAGUUGCUCACGCAGGACAACUUCUUCUGGAAGCGUUUUAUGCAGUGGGAUAUGCCUUGGUUUUGGGAAUUGCAGACGAGUCAGACCCAGAAGAAGGCUCCGGAGGAUCUCAACUACAAGCGGCUAUACCUGUGGUUGGAUAACAUGACGACGCCUCGGUACGGCAUGGACGAUCUGAGCGUGAUUGGCGUUGCAAACCGCCGACGUAUCUGGGGCGUUUGUGAGCAGCUGGCACCGCAGUAUCAUAAGGGACUAAACCAAACAUCUGGCGAAUUGCCGCGGUGGGGCGUGUGUUGA
Molecule: messenger RNA, 624 nt
Organism: Aspergillus melleus
Lineage: Eukaryota; Fungi; Ascomycota; Eurotiomycetes; Eurotiales; Aspergillaceae
Product: F-box protein
Exons: 2
Coding region: 1-624 (207 amino acids)
Molecular function (GO): protein binding
Source: RefSeq, a predicted model, not a curated record